AUGCCGCCGAAGAGGUUCAAUCCUUUUCGUAUUCCGGACAGUUUACUUCAGGAUCCCGUGUUAUCAGAAGUUAUUGACAAAUAUCUUCCGAAUAAUUACAAUUUCGAAGUCCACAAAACUAUAUGGAGAAUCCGGUGCCUUAAAGCGAAGUGUAUUGCCCUUCAAAUGCCUGAGGGCCUUCUUCGGUUCGCCACAGUAUUAAGCGAAAUUUUCAAACGUUUUGGUCCCGAAAAUAGUGAGACUAACGCUGGUGACAAACGCAGUGACGGACAUGAAUUGGACGACAUUGACAUUGUCAUUCUGGGUGAUGUCUCCUACGGGGCCUGUUGCGUAGACGAUUUUUCAGCCAAAGCCCUUGGUGUUGACCUGCUUGUUCACUAUGGACAUAGCUGCUUGGUCCCUUUGCAAUCCCCUUCAAUACUGUGAGUUUUCAUGUCUACGGCAUUGGAUACAAACUACUUUAUAGAUCAGUGCACUAGAUGCAGUGCUCUUCAGAGUUUGCCUACCGAUGUUUUUGAUUAACCUGCAUCUUUUUACCAUCCGUUCCAGAACGUCUUUUUGCGUCUGCUUUUUAUCGCGUUUUCCCUUGAUGCAUUUGGCCUAGCAUCCAAACCAGACUGCCACUUAUCACUAAAAUUUGCCACUUGCCAGAAGUCUAACGUAAACUCUGAACGCGACUAGAACAAGCAGGAGGUUUACGAGAGCAGACGUGGAAACAUUAACUCAGCUGUUCAAGCAGCUCUUCUUCUCCCACCCUUAUCCACUGGAACUGAACAAGUGGGCUAGUUGUGGAUGUUGGUCCGUUGGGUAGUUCUCUUUUAAUUUGUCCCAUGUACGCAAGAACAACGGAGUUAACGGUACUCAAAAUAGCUCAUGCUUUAGUAUAAAGGGCUUCUUACCUAUACGCCAUGAUUUAUGUUUCGGAAAUGUUACGAAAGUUGUGAGGCUAAUGGCAUCGAAUGCAAAACGCGCACUUGAUUGAAUAGAACGCCGCAUACAACUACUUUACUCUACCCAUGAGCCUCCACUGAAACUACGUAUUGCGCGUAAGUUUCAGAAAACUGCCAACUUUGCGUGGUAAUAUAGCGGGACGAAAGUGUAAAACCAGUUAGAAUGUUCCCUCGCUCUUAUUUUCGGAAACCCACUGUCGUCCCAAAAUACCACGCUCCACAUACUUUAUCUGCACUGUUAUAGUAUUACGUUAAUGUCAUUCCACUGGCAUCUAGCUUCGUAUUCGGACUCUUAAAAGCAACUUUUCGACCUCAGCUACCGAACUAUAUUAAUGUAGCACCUACCAUGUGCAUGCGAAGACUAGUACCUAACUUCAGGCUGUUUUGGUUUACGUUUUAAUGUUACUACGACCUUUCUAUUCCAAAUGUUAGGUGCAGCCAAAUUUGGCUUAAUUUUUAGAAGCAAUCAACUGAUGUCUUUAGCCCAACCUCACUGCCAUUCAGUAUACAACAGUCUGACAAUUCCUUCGAACCAGCCUAGGCAAAUAGGUCAGACCUUUCGUCCCUUUGGUUGCUCCUGGAUCCCUUUUCAGAUUCCAUAACAUACCAUUGACAAACACCGCAUAGCGUAGAGUUCGAAUUUCUAUCUCUAGUACGUACCCUCAAUUCCAACUUUGCAAUAGGCGUACUUUCGCUCCCUCUAAGGGGUGCGCAUAUUUUUACGUUUCGUUUUCACUAUACUACAACAUAUAGUCUUCUCCUCUGGCCUUCCUUCUGGCUGUCCGGAAUUGCUUUCGUAUCCCAUUCAAGCAUCGAUCGCCUAGUAAUGCAUGGUCGUCAACCGCUUUCAACUGAUGACGGAAAAGUGCAAUUGUCCCGAUUCUCAGCAAUGCAACUUAGGAAUUAAAAAUUUCGCCCCUUAUCGGGUUGUCAAUAUAGUGCCACCUAGGUGCCCGUCGUAUCCUCGACGGCUCGCGUUCACUUCGUCUAUACGGACUGCUGAGUUUUUUGGCUGUAUCUACAUCCAAACUACAAUAUCUCGAAAAUAGGACAGUUCGGCCGUCGUUGUCGACGAUGUCCACCGUGUGCUCCACAACAAGGUGAGAGCGGGUACGGUGACGUGCCUGAAUUACUUUAUAGUGAUGGUGGACUUGCGCAGCAUAUGUCACACUCUCCUCCUGCCUGAGACCGGUGUCAAGACAUAGUCGAGAAGAUCGAAGGCAGGAGAAGGCGCAGGUUACUGGCAAGGCAGAACCCGCACCUAGGUGUGCCACCACAUUACCUGGUCCACAACAGACACUUGACCAGGAUUUUAACCAACAACAAAAGUGGGUCAGGAAUAGGGGAAUGACACAAGUCACUAGGCACCUAUGCACACGGCCUGUAUACCCAACGGUAGCGCAAACGCGUCCGCCAGCAGGAAAUCAGGCGCCAUAGAACUGCCAGCACACACCAGGCCACAAGGCCCAUGGAUUGCUGAGUUGUGGCAUAGCAGAUGCAUACUAUCUUUAAAGCCCAGAAGGGUGAGGCGCAGCUCUGUGUUUAGCCGGGGCCACCACCGUUCAAAGUCCUGGUAAGCAGUCAGUCGUAGACUGAGAGGCACAAACCGUAAAACCCACACAUACCUUACACGUGCGAGAGUGCCAAAGGUCACUCUGUAGCCUGACUAUCAGCCCACCUGUCCGCUACUCCACACAAAUGACAGUUCGACUGUCGUGCCCGACGAUGUCCAUCGUGUGUUUUACUGCAAGGUAAAACAGGCACAGUGACUUGUGCGUGACGCCGGUUAUAUUGAUGGUGGACUUCCGCUGCAUCUACUACACUCUCUCCCCCUUCUCCCAAACCUGGGCCAGGCAUCAAGACAGGGUCAAGAAGACCGGAGGCGAGAGGAGGCACAGGUGGAUGGUGCGGCCGAGUCGGCGCCUUGGCGUUCCACACCACACCCCCUGGUCCACACAACACUUGACCAGGAUCUUAACCAACAAAAAAGUGGGAGGCGGCAGGGAUCCCAAUUUGCGCGACGUGAGCCGGCCACUGGGCCUGCCAUCACUCCCCGAGCUUUGGAAUUUUUUAUGAUGCACAUUCGGAUUACUCCUGCCAGAAUCCAGUGCGGUCCCCAGGUUGGUCCAGCAUAUCUACCGCGUGGUCCGUUUGGAGAGCACAUUCCACAGAAAAGCACACAAGUGGGCAGACUGUGUGGUCUGAGUUAAGACGUCAGGCGGCAACCAUCUAAGCCACGACGCUUGGUACACGGUGAUUUUCGCAGGAUCGGAUCACACAUGCAGCAGAGGAGCCUCCUGGAGAAGGAGCCGAGGAGCACACUUCUAAUUUUCGUGAGAGGUGUCGGUAGUGUUUGUGCGGUGUGAUGGGUGAUGUCGAUGUGUGUUGCAGGUGCUGAUGGGUAAAGGUAUGAUGGUGUGGUGUAGCCAGCGAUUGUCUACUGCAGACUUUCACGAAUGCUCGUGUGGCCUAAUAGGCCCAUGCGGUGGCUGAAUGUGCGGGGGUAGUAUGGGCAACUAGGGCGAAUGCGUCUGGUGUGUGUUGACGUUCCAAGCACUGGUUAGCCAGUCUCCGUGGGAUGGAUUCGCAGGUGAACGACCAGGCCGAUGUGUGAGGUUUGUGUACGGGGACACUGUGGGCAGGAUAGGUCGGGAGCGUCAGAGUUGGCAUUCGUGGUGGUGGUGGGGGUGGAGCCGCUGCCGGUGGGUGCGCUGGACCAGAGGGGGGGGGGUAAUGAUUGGGCUAGGCACUGUGGUAGUGCAGGGUGUGCUAGGUGUGCCAAUAUUGCGUCGAUUUCCACUGUCGUGUAUGUGCAUGUGACUGAGUGGGCCCAUGCGGUGAAUGAAUGUGCGGAGACAGUGAAGGCAGUUGAGGUGGAUGCGGCGCGCAUAUGUAGGUGCUCCAAACGCUGGCUCGCCAGUUUCUGUGAAAUGGAAUUGCAACUGAUCGAUCAGGCCGAUGUGUAAGGUGGAUGUGCGACCGCAAUGAGGACAGGUUGGGACGCAGUCCACAUCGUUGCAGUUGGGGGUGCUGGUGGCGAUGGUAGCAGGUAAUGGAACGUCGGACGUCAUAGGGGAGGGAGUGCAAGAUGUUGUGGUGUUGGCGGAGUUGGUCGCUGUCGUCGACGCAGGGGUUGGGACAUGGCGGAUGAUAUCAGUCUGAUGGGGAGGGAGGGGUGGGGGGCAGCGACAAUAUGAUCAUCGGUGACGGCGACGGUCGUCAUCAUGGGCUUUGCAGCAGGGGGAUAGUUGGAGGAACAGUUGACGUCGGGUCGUCUUUGCACUGCGUCCGAAGGCGUCCAACAAGACCGAUACGCGCUCAGAAUGUGCGUCGGCGGUGCGGGCAUGUUGGAAGCGGCUGACUGUCGGCAUUGAGGAGUCAAGACACCUGUGACUUGCGAGCUAUCUUUUGGUUUUGGCCGCGGCGAUCCGAUUUGCUUCGUAGAAAGUUGCGCUAGUCUUCACUCCUCCUUUUGAUGCUGGUUUCUUCUGGGCGAGGUCCUCCCAGGUCUCGGGGUUGAUCUGCAGUCGUUUCAGAGAGUUCUUCGGUGUCCUUUUAGCGUCACUUUUGUCCUCCUUGUCGACGAGUAUCAGUGGCGAAGUCACCGUAGAAGAGUUGUUUUGGUAGACAUGUAUCUUUCAUCCUCACGAAACGGCCGCUCCAACGUAGUUGCACUUGUCUCGACAUGGCGUAAAUGCUGAGUAUUCCGGUUCGUUCUAGAACCUUCGUGUCGAGGAUCCUUUCCUGCCGUCUCAGCCUUACAAUUCUGCGAAAGCAGCUGAGAUGGAAGAGGUUGAGCCUCCUGCUAUGGCUGGAGUAGACACUAAGUCUCCGCCCCUUACAGAAGUAUCAUCAGGACGACGGCCCUGUACAUCUUCGGUUCGAUGUUCGUUUGAAGGCCGUGGCGAUUUUACACGGCCGGCUGAAGACUUGGCUGGCUUUGGAGAUCCGUUGGGCCACUUCGUCGUCAAUUUUGUGCUGCAGGAAAGUGUGCUUCCUAAUUAAGCCUAGUUGUUCACAAUUUUGAGUUGGUUACCGUAGACAGUGAUUCGAGGAGUAGUGCUGUUUCGCGUGUUGGGUAACGGUUGGUGCAUGACCACCGUUUUGUCCGUGCUGAUAGUCAGGCCAAAGUCUACGCCCCCGGCGGCGAGGAGGUCCAUGCUCCUUUGCAUGUCUUCUUUGGUCGUAAUGCUGAGGACGUUGUCGUCGGCGAAGAGCAGAUCGUGGACGGUGGCCGUAGAUAGUCGCGUAGGGGCCUGCGUGCGCCAGCUGUUGAGGAGAUACCCGUCAGUUCUGUAGGUGAUGCGUAUCCCUGGGCGCCCAUCACGGCGGGCGUCCAUCAGCAUGGCAGAGGACAUGAGGCUGAAGAGGUUGCGCGUGAGUACGCAGCCAUACUUCGCUCCAUUGGCCACUGCGAAUGCCUCGGAGAUUGCACCGUUGUCCGUGACGCGCACCAUCACUCCGUCGUGAAGCUGACUUACCAUGUGCAUGAAUAGUUGAGGAAAGCCGAAUUUCUGCAUCAUUUUCCACAGUCCCUUGCGAUUCACCGUAUCAAAGGCCUUCGUAAAGUCCACGAAGGUAGUGUAGGGGUGGGUUCGCAUCUGCUGGCACCUCCUGUAGCUGGUGGGUGGCAAGUACCAUGUCGGUUGUGCCCCGGUGUUGUUGGAAUCCACAUUGACUUUCCGACAGAAGCCUUUGCUCUUGGCGGACGUUGAAACGGUUAUGUAGGAUGCGGACGAAGAUCUUCCGUGAGAUGUUUGGUAGCGAGAUGCCUUUGUGAUUCUCAUAAAGUUGCCGAUUCUCCUUCAGCUUAUAGAGGUGAACGAUGGUUGUGUCCUUGAAAUGCUGAGGAACUUGUCCACAGCGCCACAUCUCCCGAAACAGAACUGCAAAAUGAUCUAUCAGUCUCUGACCGCCGUAGUUGUAGAUUUAAGCUGUGGUCGCAUCGGGGUCUGGUGCGUUCCUACCGGACAAUUGUUAUUCGGUGCGGAUGUUUUCUGGGAGGAUCACUGUAGAUCCAGGUCGACGUUGAUUUCCGCUUGUGGGAACCGGUCGAUGACGGCGUCGGAGAUUGUGGAGGGACGGUUGAGGAUGCAUCUGAAGUGCUCAGCCCAGUGCUUCAGAAUCUGCAAACUCCCGUCAGGGGGGUUGAUCCAUCGUAGCUGGCGAGCCGCACGAUUCCUCCUGUUGGGCGACCGUAGAUCGCCUUGACCGCAGCGAAGAAGUCCUUCCAUUCGUUGCGAUUGACAUAUCCCUGGAUCCCAGGAGUCCUGUAUUUCUCGCAAUCGCAACUGCGCAAGGCGACGACAUUGUUAGAAGGCUGCUUUGUUCACAUCGGUUGGACCGUCCAGGUAGGCUCUGCGCAGCCUGUUCUCGGCGAGUAGGUUGAUGGCUGCUUCGUUGUCGAACCAGUUGCGGUGCUGACGACGUGCGCGGCCGAGGACACUCAUGGCCGUCGAAUGGACGGCGUUCCGCAGUAUGCACCGUCGAGUCACGGGUGUGUUUUCGUCCAGAGGCAGCAGGUCAUCAAGCCGCCGAAAUGCAUGCGGUGAGCAGGCAAAAACAACAAAGCGGUAUUCAAUUUACCUGGUGAUCACUUACCUAGUGUCCUCCAGCAGACGGCGCCUCAUGUUGGAGAUGACGAGGCAGUGGUCCGUCCAGCCAUCGGUGUCGCAGAUCGUCUUCGUCACCAACACGCCUACUCGAUCGCGCUGACGGACGAUAAUAUUGUCCAGUAACUGCCAGCGCUGCGAUUGGGGUGCAUCCAGAUGGCCUUCUUCCGUAUAGGCAGGCGGAAGAAGGUAUUAGUCAGCAGGAGGUGCUGUCCAGUGUAGGUUCUUGGGAGGAGGAGGCCAUUGUAGUUACAGCGGGCGAUCCCGUGAGGACCCAGGACUACCGUCCGGGCAGCACAGUCUGUCCCGACGCAAGCGUUGCAAUCAAAGGACAAGCAGCUUGUCCGCCCUCGUACAGACGUCAGGAGGUCGUGCAGGUCUUCGUAGAACUUUGUCUUGGCCUCGUCAGAUCCGGUCGUGUGGUGGGACGUAGGCGCUGAUAGUAGCGGCGAAUUGGGAUCUUCAAAGCAACAGACAGGGCAGUCGUCCCAUGAUGUCGUUUCGGAAGUCAAGGGCGACGCCCGCUUCCUCGUCGCCCUGACCUGGGGCAGCCGCUCCAGAAGAAAGUGUAACUGGCACCCACUUCCUCCAGUCGGCCUUGUUUGGAGAAGUGGGUCUCGCUGAGUGCAGCAAUGUCCAUCAUGUAACGCAUCAGUCCUCAAGUGACUAGCGUCGUCGUCGUCCGUUCCGGUCGGUUGCUUUUGGGGUUGUCUAAAAUGGACUUGAAAUUCCGGGCUGCCAGGGUGGGCGGACUCACACUGAAAGCCUGUGGGUGGGGCGGAGGUCAGGGGGAGGGAGAAGAGUGAGACUGCUGCUUCUUGCCUGAUUGUUUCGACCGUGGGAUUUACGUCUGAGUCACGAUAUACUAGCUGAUGGUGCGGUUCCCCAGCAUUUAUUUACUGCACCUUUUCUGGUCUUUGCCUCCGCGAGGAGGCAUGCAUUGCUGCCCCUAAAUAGAGCUGCUUAGUCGUCCCAGACGGCUGCUGAACUCCACUAUGGGCCACGGAUUGGUUUAGUGAGAGGACGAUCCGAUUGACUUGGGCCGUCUACACUAUUGCGGGUUGCGUUUGCCGUAGGACCUUUUGACCGCGAGGGAAAAGAGUAGAGUGAAAGGAGGGGAAGGGGAGCAGAAUUACCGUGUGUGGGGACCCGCACGUCACCGGAUACCCUCACCUAGUUUAGCCCGUCGUUCGAGGCGGCUGCCGGGGUGUAGGCGUCAGGCAGAACCUAGCUUCGAGAAGCGACAGAUGAGAGUUGGGUGCCAGUUAAUGGAUGCUAGGCGCAGUUAACACAGGCAAGCAAGUGAAUGAUCUAGUACCACUAUCACGUGGACCAACAACUGGUCAUCCUUGCACCCCUCUCGGAAAUCAAGUAGUUUGAACACAUGAAACUUCACAGGUGAAUGCAUUUUCACGAAUUAGAAUUCAGUCUAACAACAUACUCCCCGAAAAAGGUGUUAUUCCCACGAUAAUGGAUCAAAAGAUAUCUGGGAGCCAAUACUUUGUUCUCCUGCCGGUAAAGCGACUAAAUCCCGGUUGCAGUGCUAAACCACCGCAUCCAUUCGCUUUAUUUUGUCCUGAUCUACUAUUUAGAUCGAGAAUUUUUUUGCCUAUAACAUUUGACAGCUUUUCCGUUAUUUUUAAGUUACGUUUUCGUGGACAUACAAUUUGACAUGCCUCACUUCGUCGACACAAUAAAAUCCAAUUAUCCUGAGGGUUCGCGACUUGCUCUGACUUCGACGAUACAGUUUGUGACGAGUUUGCCGUCGCUAAAGAAGGCCCUCGAAGAUAGCGGCUUCCAUCCAAUCAUUCCCCAAGUCCUUCCUCUAUCGCCCGGAGAGAUUCUUGGAUGCACUUCCCCACGGGUAGGCGUCCAUUCCUUGUUUCCAAGUUUUUUCCACUUAUCUUUCUCCUCUACUACCAAUAUGCUCUAACUGUUUGACUUGUUGGGAACAGGCACCUGCGAUAAUUCAUUGUUAGCCACGCUAGGCCGCAGACACAUUGUCUGGAUUAUGGUUGGGGUUGUGUCCUCAGCUUUCGUUCUUAAGGCUCCAACUCCUUCACGUCAGCUGCAAAUCCACCAGUUCUCGCCGAUUGGGGGAGGUUUGAUUUUCGGGGAAAAGGCAUCAACAUUUAAUUUUGAGAAGCGUCUCUGCCGAUCACCUGGCGGAACUCAUGUUGUGCUUCAUGUGGACGGGCACACUGACUGUUGACUGCUCUGUACGCAAUAGUGUCACUGCAGGCGCAAGUUAGAAAGUGAGCUACUUACGAAUUACAUCUCGAGGAUGGCAAAAGGCAAGUGGACCUUAACCAUACUGCCACUGAUAUUCAGAUUGAGUUGUCAAGUUGGGUGUAUAUUUCAGAUUAGUCGCCGUGUGUACUAUUGUCUUUCACAGUCAGUGGACAGCAGACACAAGGAAGUUCGACCACUUGACACAACCGUAGAUAUCGGAUCUAGCGUUGCGCUAUAAGUCCGCUUCCGUUCCUCUGCCGUGUCUUGGCCAUCUUGCCGUCGUCGCCAGCUAGAACCAUGCUUGGACAAAAUAGCAUUGCGGAAAAGAUCGCCCUUCAGUCAGCGUGAUAUAUGGAUUAGUCAUAUGAGCCAGCAAAUCGGCAGGGGCGGCAGAGUUCCUAACUGGCUUUAUUGUUUUAGUCAAGAGGUGUUAUUGAUAGGUGCGGUAGAUUUCUGGCCUUUCUCAUUGCCAUUCAGCGCUAAUCCAGGACACCGGCAAAAGCAGUGAAUGCUCCUCUCGCUUGACUCAUUAUUGUCGUCCUUUCAGGAUUACCUUUGAAACUAAAUCGGAAGAUCGAACAAUAGCGCAAUAGACCAAUGGAAACACUGGUACAAUAUAUUGUGGCCGCCGCCUGCCUCCCCCCUCAGGCGCCAAGUGGCAAACAAUUAGUCCUUUUCUACCCUUGCGCUUCCGUCUAUAGACUCGGUCGGCAUGACGCCGCAACCGCCCCGACUAAGCGCGGCGAGGCUUCACUUAUGCGCCAUGAAUCGAUGCCAUCAUGAGCUCCACCUGUGCUUGUUCGUGGUGUUAUUUUCAGUGAUCGAAACCGACAGGGCAACGGGCUCGUGGCCCAGUGGUUAAAGGCGUGGGCUUCUAACUAACAGGUCGCGAGUUCGAGCCUCGGUUGUUCCACACUUCGGGGUUGAGUAUGACUGGCUGACGACGGCUAAUAAGUCAGAAAUGGCCAUUCCAGUCUCCCUUGUCUUUGUUGGUAAUAACAUAAUGUGACAACUGUCCCUGCGGAGACUGUUGACAUUUAAAAUGGACGUCGUACGGUUGUCAGACAUUCCAUUGAGUGAAGUCUUGCCUUUCGGGGUAAUUAGAACUGUACUGUACGAAGGAGAUAAAUCAAUGCAGACCGUCGUUUGAAUUGCAAAGGGCUUGUCAGUUUCACCGAAGUGAACCGCUUAUAGAGGACGUCUGCUUUCGGCACCGGAGGUGGCAUUCACUCGCCUGAUGCUUCAACGGCUACCAUAUCCAAGGUCAAAGCGAGUUCAUGCUUGUCCGAGUACAUUGACCAAAGCCACCAUUAGACCCGCCCAAUGCCGAGUACGAACACCAGCAGCGAGGAUGACCCUGGCCAUGUUAUUGCGAGGCUGGGGCUACCGCUCAAAUUAUGUCCAGUCGGAAAUAUGUAGUUUGCGUAUCCUUGCACUCCAAGGCAUCUUCGAUCGAAACCGACUGACAAUGUUCAAAGUCCCUCUCAGCCGGCUUUGAGGACAGAUCGAGCGCCGAAGGUACUAGCUAUCUGAAGAACCGAUUACUCUGCCUGAUAGCGUUAAAGCUCAUGGCCUUCAUGCGUAAGGAGACCGCGUUGUGCAUGGGACGAACGCGACCAGCUCUGCAGCCGGAUUAUCGGAGAUAUUGAGCCAUAAUACCAAGAGAUUGUGCCAAUAGUUGCGAAUGAAUCAGUCGGCCUCAGUAAUCACCAGGUUGCGAUGAUAACAUCCGUUUCGGAUACAACAGAUUUUGGAUUCCAUUAUUGUUGCAAUUCGUAGUUGAAACUAUAAAUUUACUUUCUUCAAAAGCGUGAAAACGAAGUCAUUAAAGUAUUGCGGUUAAGCAAUAAAACAUGAGUUCCAGUUGGCCAAACAGUUAGCGUCUUUCGUCGGAAUCGAAGAAUGUUCACUGGUUCUGAAAAACCCGCCUAUCUAUACCAUGGUCCUUAGCAUCAUCUCACAAAGGCAGUCAUCUGUAAAACAGCCCUUGUUUUUUAAACUGUUCCUUCAUUACUAUUAGCACAAUUCACCCACAGUGUUUUCACCUUUCUUUCAGGUUUCGGACGUUGACUUCCUGUUAUUUAUCGGCGACGGCCGCUUCCAUCUGGAAUCGCUCAUGCUGGCCAAUCCAAACAUACCGGCUUACUUAUACGAUCCCUAUAACAAAACCCUUACUCACGAGAUUUACGACCAUGAAAGAAUGCGAGCAACACGUCGACGGGCAAUAGAAGCCGCCUCAUCUGCCCAGCGAUUUGGUAUAAUUCUAGGUGAGUUGUUUCCUUUCUCCUACUUCUGUGCAGUAAGAUAUUGUGUCUUCUCUGGUUAUCUGACUGCAUCUGUUGACUAGACGUGAACUCCCAUCUUAUACAUUGUAGUACUUAGCAACUUGAAUCGUUAUACUCGUAUGCAACACUGGGAAUUAUUUAUAAGUUGUAAACUAUAUAUAGCGUCCUUUCAGCAGGCCUCAUGGUGUUAUUAUCAUGACCCCCAUCGUCGUAUUUUAAACACAAGGUUUCCAGAAGUGCAUUAGUCCGAGACAGAAAGUAUACCGUGAUCUUGGAAAUAGAAUGAGAUCGUUUGUUCAUCUGGGCUUUCUACGUCAUUAGCGACUUUGCCCUCUCGUCCGGACCGGCCGAUCCUAAGGAGGUUUGGUUGAUUCAAGUGUCCAUUGCAUCGCAUUUGUAUGAUUUCAGGCGGUAUCGCAAACGUCGGAACAAUUGCGGUCUACCAGACGGGGGAUUCUUCUCGUAUCUUUUGUGUAAUCCGGUUUUGUUUUAUCUGUCUAAAGGCACGCUUGGACGUCAGGGAUCUCCGCCGGUUGUACAGAUGUUACAAAAACGGUUGGAAGACCUUCGACGGAAGUUCUUUAUUGUCCUCUUAUCUGAGAUAACUCCCGCUAAGCUCGACUUGUUUGGCGCCGACGUAGAUGUAUGGAUCCAGGUUAGCACCUCGAUUUGCCCCGUUUAAAUUCCCCUUGCUAGCGAAGCUCGUUUUCAUCUAUGUCAAAUUUUGCAUUUGCGUCUGCAGGUCGCUUGUCCUCGCCUGAGCAUCGAUUGGGGCUCCCAGUUCUCGAAGCCCCUCCUGACCCCCUACGAGGCCUCCGUUGCCCUGGGUUUGGCUGGUUCUGCCGAGUGGACCGAUGAGAGUCCGUACCCUACUGACUACUACGCCAACGAUAGUCGGGGACCAUGGACGCCCAACCACAAAGCCAAUAGACCGAUCGUUGCGGCCUUGCAUCGGCCGACGUCUACGAAGCCUACUGGCUCUCCUAAAUGCACAGAAACUUGCCCGUGUACAGAUGCUUCCUGA
Molecule: messenger RNA, 12103 nt
Organism: Spirometra erinaceieuropaei
Lineage: Eukaryota; Metazoa; Platyhelminthes; Cestoda; Diphyllobothriidea; Diphyllobothriidae
Source: the annotation of a GenBank genome assembly